UGUUAUGAUUAUUGCACUUGACAAAAAUGGCGGAUGAUUGUGAUGUGCUCUUCGGCGAUUCCGAACUUUUUGAUGAAUUCGAGAAAGAAAGAGAACCGUCUGGUUCCUUCAUCAUAUUUGAGAAUGACGCUCAAGGAAGUUUAGAUAAAAGCAAGUUUGUUUUUCAAGAGAGCAACGAAUCUUCGUCUGACGAUACAACUGAUGAUGAACUUGAAGAGAAAAUGAAAGUAAAACAGAAUGAAAAUUCUGUAGCGUUUGUUGUGGGUAAAUUAAGAAAGCAACACUCAGGAAGUCUUCAUAACGGAAACAAGGCAUCAUCAGAUGGCGAGUCUUCUUCAGAAGCUGAAGAUGGACCAGUGCGGUUAAUAAGCAAAGACAGGCAAAACCAAGCAAAUAGCUAUAAGCUGAACUAUGAGCGCAAUAAGUUCAAGCAAUACUGCAACAUCAUUGACUCAACCAGAAACAAACCAGAUGAAGAGUCAGCCGCAGUGCAGAUUAUUUUUCAGAACAACUCUUUUUCAAGGAAGUACAAAACUCAGAUUGAAGACUUUGUAUACAGUCUACUAGAGAAGGAUAAAAAUCAGCCUCAUGAAACCCUUCAGAAACUUGAUCUCAGGAGCACAGUGCCUAGCUGUUCGGAUAUAAAUGACAAGAUACCAGUCGAGAAACGCACCGACAAAAUGUUCCAAGCUCAUGCAAUAAUAGGCUGCUCCCAGUUUUAUCGCUGCUGUCUGCUGGACACCCUUGGCUGGCCAUUGGUGGAAUACAACCCAUCUCUCACGGACUCCUGGGACAUUCCUACAUAUGAACAAGUAUUCACAGAUGUGCUGCCUCUUGACAUGGAGUUGGUACGGGCAAAUGCAAAAAAGAAAGAAAGAGAAAGAGCGAAGCCAAAGUGCUGGAACUGUGACGGAGAGCAUAUGCUGCUGGAGUGCAAGCUGCCACGCAACCAGGGAAAGAUCAGCGAGAACAAGAAGAUAUUCAUGGCCUCUAGCAAUCAGCAGCAGCGAUCUAAACCCACAGGUGGUCGCUACCAUGUGGAUGCAAAUGAAGAUCCAAGAUAUUCCAAGUAUAAGCCAGGUGUCAUAAGUGAAGAUUUGAGGAGUGCCCUGGGCCUAGAAGCGGACCAGCUGCCCCUGUACAUAUACAAGAUGCGGGCAAUGGGCUACCCACCUGGCUGGAUGGAGGACGCAAAGUCUGCACCUGGACUUUCCAUGUUUGAUAAACAUGGCAAUGAUGACAGUGAAAUAGAGGCACAAGCCGUACUAGAUGUUGACAAGAUUAUAGAAUACCCAGGAUUCACUGUGGAAGUUCCAGAUGGUUAUGCCGAUGAGUGGGAAAUGUAUGGACUGCCUCCACUUCAGCCACAUCAGCUCAAGGCAACCCUUCUAGCCCAGACCAGCUCAUUGGCAGCUUCUAAAAGACAGAAUGAUGAUGAGGAGAUGCAGCUGUCUAGCAAGAAGCUGAAACUGGAAAUGUCUGACAUGGACCUAGAUGAAGGCGACAACUUUCUUAACAAGACUUUAGAUCCCCCGUUGCCUGUUGAAACACCACCCUCCCGCCCACCUGUACCCAACUCCACCCCACCCCCAACACCAGAUGACACGAUCCACAAAUCGCUGCUGCCCCAGUUUUCACGUGAAUCCAGUCAUGCACCUUCGGAAACUAGGUCGGAGUCUCCAUCUUUGGAGGAACUGGAAGAGAAAUACAAACUGUUACAAAAUUCUCUACUUGUAGGAGAUGAUGACAGCAUUACUGGGGAUGAUUUAAUGGUGAUCGAUAGUUGCGAGGAUGAUACCAAUACAGGAGAGAGUUCGCAAAACCCAAUAGAUCUAGAUACCACUCAGGAGAGCGUCGUUAAUGAAACAGAUGGGGGAACGUCAAAGUGUCUGAUUGAAAUUGCCAACGAUUCAAUAGACAGCACUGCUGAUGAUUUUGAAUUUGUCAAGCCAAGGCUUCACAAAUCAGGUUCCACUACUUCUAUACAGACUUUUGGCGAACUGGGCACUGGAAGCCCAAUCAGUUCUCAGCCCAGCACGCCCACUCACAGCCCCUUCCAUGAUCUGAGGGCAGAUUUUAAGGGCUCCGUGUCAAAAUCCCGUGACUUUAGCACCCCCAUCAUGAAACGCUCAGGAAGCGUUGAUCACUUGCCUUCCGAUUCCAAGUUUGCUGUGGGAAUCGAGGAUCACAUACCGUUUGAAAACCUGCCCAAUGCAAUUGGAAAUUACGAAAAAAUGCGCGACUUAAUCAUGAACAAAAUUCGUAAGAUAAAGCCAUCAUUUUCAAAGAAAGCGACAGAAUAAUUCUGCGCUUUCAAACGCUCCAGCGAUUUUAAAAUUGUAUGACUAUAUAUUUUUUUAAUCACCAUGUUCAUGCAUUUCAUUACAAAAGUUUCAUGAUCAUGAAUUGAAGUAAAAAAUCAUGUUUCUAUUGUUGUGAAGAGUGUUGUAGUAUAUAUAUUCAGAUGCAAGUAGGUGUUCAUUAUCUCACAUCUGUAAUUUAUAUCAAACAUUUGGUUUUCACUCAAAAAUCACUUUCAUUUAUUGAUGAAUUGCAUGAAAAAUACUUAACUGUCAUAAAUAAAGAAAAUCUGGCUGCUAA
Messenger RNA from Dreissena polymorpha, 2601 nucleotides. RefSeq names its product zinc finger CCHC domain-containing protein 8-like. The transcript is spliced from 14 exons. The record is from RefSeq and is a predicted model, not a curated record. NCBI's taxonomy places the organism in Eukaryota, Metazoa, Mollusca, Bivalvia, Myida, Dreissenidae. The coding region runs from base 27 to 2303 and encodes 758 amino acids. Gene Ontology annotation, molecular function: RNA binding. Gene Ontology annotation, cellular component: catalytic step 2 spliceosome.